AUGCACGCCAUUCGCCCGCUGCAGCUCGACGCAGUGCUGACGUCGUGCGCCAAAUCGGCGCGGUCAUCGGCAUAUCGCAAUGCGUUGUCUGGCAGACAUCAACUUUGUCGUAGUGCAUGCCGAAGAUGGAUCUCCGAUGGCACACGACCUCCUCUCCCGCCAGGAAGUCCCCAGAAGACUAGAGUGACUGCUCCAAAGACACGGUUGGCGGUUGGAGUGGUCUUUGUAGGGACGUUGGCGUACUCAAUGUUCACAGGAGAGACAUCACCACCCGAUGAGCCUCCACCAAAUGCACAACAGCUACAAGCACCCACUAUAGCCGAGCGCGACCAGCUCAACAAGCGCGAGUCCGGCAUCAACGCCAAUUCCCCCAUGCGUCUGCGAAUGGAGCAAUUCAUCCAGCAAAACCAGGAGGAAAUCGUGCAAGCCCUGUCCGCCAUCGACGGCAAGAAAUUCACCGUCGACAAGUGGGAGCGUCCGAGAGGUGGAGGCGGCAUCACCUGCGUCCUGCAAGACGGCAACGUGUUUGAAAAAGCCGGCGUCAAUACAUCCGUGGUGUACGGCACGCUCCCCCGCGCCGCCAUCGCCAAAAUGCGCGUGCACCACAAAGCCCUCGACCCCGAAGUCGAGAGUCUCGAAUUCUUCGCCGCGGGGCUAAGUCUCGUACUCCACCCCAUCAACCCAAUGGCGCCCACCGUGCACCUCAACUACCGCUACUUCGAGACGGCGAACAAAGACGGCACCACCAACUCGUGGUGGUUCGGCGGCGGCACCGACCUCACGCCCUCCUACCUGUUCGACGAAGACGCCAUCCUCUUCCACCGCGGCAUCAAGGACGCGUGCGACAAGCACGACAAAGCCUACUACCCGCGCUUCAAGCAGUGGUGCGACGACUACUUCCACGUCACGCACCGCGGCGAGCGCCGCGGCAUCGGCGGCAUCUUCUUCGACGACCUCGACGAGAGCGAGAAGGAUCAGGAGUCGCUCUUUGCCUUUGUGCAGUCGUGCCUUGGCGCGUUUUUGCCUUCGUAUCUCCCUAUCCUGCAGCGCAGGAAGGACCUGGCGUACACGGAGAAGGAGCGGCAGUGGCAGCAGUUGCGGCGCGGGCGGUACGUGGAGUUCAAUCUGGUGCAUGAUCGCGGGACGGCGUUUGGGCUGAAUACGCCGGGGGCGAGGAUUGAGAGCAUUCUGAUGAGCUUGCCGCUUACGGCGCGCUGGCAGUAUCAGCAUGAGCCCGAGAAGGGGAGUCGAGAGGAGAGGUUGCUAGGGGUGUUGAGGGACCCGGUGGACUGGGUGUGA
This is a messenger RNA of Neohortaea acidophila, 1299 nucleotides long. Its product is annotated as Coproporphyrinogen III oxidase. Gene Ontology annotation, cellular component: mitochondrial intermembrane space; cytoplasm. The transcript is spliced from 2 exons. Bases 1 to 1299 code for a protein of 432 amino acids. Gene Ontology annotation, molecular function: coproporphyrinogen oxidase activity. NCBI's taxonomy places the organism in Eukaryota, Fungi, Ascomycota, Dothideomycetes, Mycosphaerellales, Teratosphaeriaceae. The record is from RefSeq and is a predicted model, not a curated record.